AAAUUGUUUCCAGACCACCAUUGAAAGAUUUCUGCUUGGGGCGUUACCAUGGCAACAAAGAAAGAAAAAAUCUUUGAUAAAAUCAUUGCCAACAGUCAUAAGAUCGAUUCAGAAUGUCCUGCCAUCUAUGAUUUGCCAAAGAAUACAGAGAAGACUGGAAAUCUGACCAAAUUCACUGUUGGCAGGAAAAAUGAGAAGCCAAACAUAACCAUCUUACUUAUUGGUGAGACAGGAAGAGGAAAAUCUACUCUGAUCAGCGCUCUGGUCAACUACGCCAUGGGGGUGAAGUUUGAGGAUGAAGUCUGGUUUCAGAUUGUGGAGGAAGAGCAGAGAAGUCAGAAGUCAGAUGUGGUCGUCUAUCAGAUCUUUGGGUUUGAAGAUCAAACUCUGCCAUUCUCUCUGACCAUCAUUGAUACUCCUGGAUAUGGAGACACCAGAGGGAUCCAACAUGAUGAUGAAGUCAGUCAGAGGUUAUUCAGCUUGUUUCAGCCAGAGGGGGGAGUUCCUGACCUUCAUGCAGUGGGUCUGGUGAUGAAGGCGACUGAUCAUCUAGUCAGUGAUCGACUGCAGUACAUCUUUAAUUCAGUGGUUUCUCUGGUUGGACCAGAAAACACCGUAGCUUUGAUCACCCACUCUGAUGGAAUGCCUCCACGCGAGAUCCUUAAAGCUCUAGAGAAGGCAAACAUUGAAUGUUCUAAAGAUGAGAAGAACCAGAUCAUUUACUUCAUGUUCAAUAACCAGCAGAAGAUCCAGAGAAACGAAGAAAAUGAGAUUGGCUUAGAGAAUGCAUGGAGAGUCUCAGAGAGAGGAUUUGGUCGAUUCAUGACUUACUUGAAAGAUAUCAGCCCAAAAUAUAAAGAGCUAAUGAAUGAAACCCUGAAAGAACGGGCCAGACUGACCGCCUGCAUCCAGAACCUGGACGAAAGAAUCAGGUUCACUGAAUUAAAGCAGAGAGAUAUAAACAUGAUAGAUGAAGCCCUAAAGAAACACAAUGAACAGAAUAAAACUGGGCAGUUUACUGCAGAGUCCAGAAAGGUGUGA
Molecule: messenger RNA, 1041 nt
Organism: Cyprinodon variegatus (sheepshead minnow)
Lineage: Eukaryota; Metazoa; Chordata; Actinopteri; Cyprinodontiformes; Cyprinodontidae
Exons: 4
Coding region: 49-1041 (330 amino acids)
Molecular function (GO): GTP binding
Source: RefSeq, a predicted model, not a curated record